Molecule: messenger RNA, 2264 nt
Organism: Protopterus annectens (West African lungfish)
Lineage: Eukaryota; Metazoa; Chordata; Ceratodontiformes; Protopteridae
Product: E3 ubiquitin-protein ligase RNF183-like
Exons: 1
Coding region: 532-1293 (253 amino acids)
Biological process (GO): protein ubiquitination
Molecular function (GO): ubiquitin protein ligase activity
Source: RefSeq, a predicted model, not a curated record
UGUUUUGGACUCAGACUGGCGUGCUGGUGGAGGAAAAGAACAGGUCAACACUGUUCACAUUUGCUCUGCAUCUAUUUUGCACAGAUCGUCUCACUAAUGAUUAACUAUGGGAGAAUACUGAAAACAUAGACACACACAUAUUAGUCAUUUGUGUUUUUACUAGCAACUGUGCCAACUGCAAACCACAAUAUAAACAAUAUUAUUUCCAAACUGGCAGGUCUGGCUUUGCUGUUCUGCACCGGAUCCGACUUGUGGAUGAUCAAAAGCGUUCGCCCUUGACGACAGAAAUUAGAUCAGUAACAGACAGCAAAGGUUAAAAAGCAGACUCCUUUCUGCUCUUCUGCUGGCACUGUCAGACUGAACGACUGGGAACUCCUAUCAGUAGCACCAAGCACGAUAUCGAGCUACUGCUGCUAGUUUGCUAUUAGUAUUUCUUCGGUUCCGAAGGAUGGAUUGAUCACACACAGGUGGGGAAACUGCGAACAUUUAACUAGGUGAAGCACAGAAAGGAUCAAAAUCUAGAAAAAUGUAAUGGCAGAAGCGAAGGGAAGCACAGAAGGAGAGGAUGAUCCAAACCGCUAUGAGGAAUACGAAUGCAAGAUCUGCUACAAUUACUUCGAUCAGAAUCGAAGGGCUCCCAAGAUUCUGGAAUGCUUGCAUACAUUCUGUGAGGAGUGUCUGAUCACGCUGCAUCUCCGGGAAGAUCGGCCAUGGCGCAUAGCUUGCCCCAUCUGUCGCCACCGAACUGCUGUACCGGAAUAUAAGAUUCAGAACCUACCAAACAACACCAAGGUUGCAGAUGCUUUCCCUCUUUAUAUUGAGGCUGACCCUUUGCCUCAGGACCUUCUGCCCCCACAGCCACCCCAGCGUCACAGUGCUCUUCAUCUCCAGCAGUCACUGCAGCAGGGGGCUGGGGUUAGCGGCGUGCAGCUAGGGUCCGCAGUGUCGCAGCCCCUACCAGGCCCUGGCCCCCAACCCUCUGGCUAUGAGAGCUGCCAGAACUGCAAACGAGCUGCACUGACAGCUGGCUGUGUUUGUGUUGUUUUCUCCUUUCUUGCCAUGAUCGUAUUGCUUUUUACGGGCCUCAUUUUUGUCAACCACUACAACAACUCACCAUCGCCCAUUGGCCCCAUCUGUCUGUCUGCUGCUAGUAUAUUGGCCCUGUUUUCUGUUGUCGUCACGUGGCUCAUCUGCUGGCUAAAAUACCGCCCGGAGAGCAACGGACAGGGCAGGGGAAGUCGCAGGGGUAGUAGGCACCGAGCGGCGGUCUCCUUCCUGCGGAGACGGACGUAGGGAGAGGGGCUGGGCCAAGCCAUGGGUGGCACGCUUUGUCGUUUCCCCACCACAAUUGCAGGUACAUCUGUCAUCGCCUACGAGGGACCAGGAUUAAACCACUACUGCCAGCAGCGCCUCCUCUAGACACCUAAUGGUCACACAGGAAUAUCCAAUAUCUGUUACCCACUACACUGUCUUUAAUAUUAUUUUGCUAAGAGAGAGAGAGAGAGAAGCACUGGUCAAAGACUUAGUCCGUUACACCCUUUUUAACGAGUCUGAGUCUACUUUCAUUUUGUUUAGGUGGUAGGUACUUCGCUGGAAUUUAUGUGAAGAAUGUGGCGACUCCUAACCGGGAAAAGCCGAAAAAAGAAGAAGCCAAAACGGUCAAUUUCAGAAUUAAUCAUAACAACGAGAAGCUGCUACCCAGUGUUUUAAGUAAUAUAGAAUGUAGGCCUACGUUUAGCACUGCCUGGUGAUGUUUGUGAGUAGAGUUUUCCUGUGAGAAGCUUGCCUGUACUUGAAAGAUGCGCUCAAGGAAGAGUGGAACUUCUUUUCUGCUGCAUAGGAGACUACCCUUGAGGUCUACAAGAUCCGCCUUUUUCAGGACAAAGGGAGGCGGUCUUCUCUGAACAGUAAAUAUGUUUCUAAUAUUCGGACUGAGGCUUGAGUUUUACACCUCCUUGACGUCUGCAAGGGUCAUGAUAAAUACUGUGGUGGACUAAAUGUGAAGAUAGUAAAAUUGUGAAUGUGAAGAAGGGUGAUAUCGCGAUAUAAUCUAUAAAGAAUGCAUGCUUUCAUGUUCAUGUGUAUCUUAUAAGUUUAUUUGGAUUUCGAAAAACCUUCCCGAGUCCAGAAAUAUGUGCAUUCACCUGAUUCUGGAGCCAGAUAAUAUUUUCAUACUUAUUGAUGUAUUCGUAGCUCUCAACCUUCCAUCUUCAAAAUGAGGAACACUAGCCCUCAUGAUGUGGAACAUGUACUAACAACUUCAG